ACGUUGAAUGCAUUAUCUAUCGCGGAUUUGUUUUCUUUAACAACAAAACAAUAAAGAUAGUUCCAAUUUUAGCGUUUUAUUAUAAAUUAUUUAAUUAUUCGAAUGUACAAAUAUAGAAACUCAUUAAACAUGGACACCGAUACGGAUCUUUCCGAAACUACGGGCCUACGCAUGUCUUUGCGUGAGAGACCACGUAAACUGCAUGCCGAACGAAAGCUGAGGAGCGAUGAAUUGAGUUUCCUCGACGACUUCGAUCCAGAAAAAUCCAAUCGCGAAAAGCGCAAGCUAAAAAGGAAGCCAGGAGUUAACACUCGAUGUUUGUAUGAUGAAUAUGGACGCAUCCGUCACAACGGCAAAGAUGUUUGCGAUUGUAUGGAUGACGAUUGCCCAGGGUGUUGGUAUGAAUGUGAGAAUUGCGGCUCGACCAAAUGCGGUGUUCAGUGCCGUGUACAUCGUAAAUUUUACUAUGAAUCGAUAACAUUCGAUGGAAAGGAUUCCACAAUUCGUAACAAACAUUUUCCACCCAAGUAAGAGGUUGGAGAGCAGCUGCUGCUGAAAGAAUACAAUUUAUUAUAGAUACCCAUUUUAAUGCGAAAAGCAAUUCGAAGAUGAGUCUCUGGAAGUUAGAAAUAAGCUAUUCUUAAAAUCAUCCAUGUGUUUUAAUUUAUCUAAAUUACAUCAUGUUUAAUUUUUUGGGUCACCCUUUUUUGGGUUUUUUUAUUUUCUCUAAUAUGUUUUGGAUGCCUAAAAUUGUAAAUCAUGCUAUACCUAGUUUGUAAGAAAUAUGAAAGAUUGUGAGUAAUACCAACUUCUAGAAUUAUUUUUGGAAAUUUAAACCAUAAGCUGAAAAGUCUAUACCUAAUAUUUAAUAAAGAAGCAUACAUAGGAAUCGCCA
Stomoxys calcitrans (stable fly) is the source of this 895-nucleotide messenger RNA. Its product is annotated as ARL14 effector protein. The coding region runs from base 103 to 531 and encodes 142 amino acids. The record is from RefSeq and is a predicted model, not a curated record. Gene Ontology annotation, cellular component: intracellular membrane-bounded organelle. The transcript has a single exon. NCBI's taxonomy places the organism in Eukaryota, Metazoa, Arthropoda, Insecta, Diptera, Muscidae.